This is a messenger RNA of Rhineura floridana, 5014 nucleotides long. RefSeq lists its product as uncharacterized. The record is from RefSeq and is a predicted model, not a curated record. Bases 4 to 2748 code for a protein of 914 amino acids. NCBI's taxonomy places the organism in Eukaryota, Metazoa, Chordata, Lepidosauria, Squamata, Rhineuridae. The transcript has 2 exons. Gene Ontology annotation, biological process: DNA recombination; DNA integration. Gene Ontology annotation, molecular function: DNA binding.
GCCAUGCGUGCCUCCGCUUCAGCCUCCAUCUUCUCCAGAGCAUCUAUGAUGUGGCUGGAUGACCUUCUAGAGGAUGCUAACCCUGAUCCUGUCACUCUCAGAAGAGCACUAUUGAAAUUGCGUAAGACAGCAGCUUUUGUGGCCGAUGCCACUUUGGAUGCCACUCAAUUAGGGGCACGAGCCAUGAUGGCUCAAAUAGUCGCUCGUCGCACCCUCUGGCUUCGCCACUGGCAAGCUGAUUCAGCGGCCAGAUUGAAUCUGUCCAGGGCUCCUUACUCCGGAUCUCUACUCUUCGGCGAGGAAGCUCUAAAGGCAGUGCUGGUUGAUCCAAAAGACGCCCAAAAACCGGUUCUGGCCACAGUCAAGAACAGCGACCACAGGCCCUUCAGGCGAUUUCCUUCCUUCCGUUCUAACCAGCCCUUUCGAGGAACGCGGCCAGGAGGACGAGGCCGCGACUUCAGACCCUAUGACCCCAACGCAUUCAGGGGCUCCUGGAACCGACGCUUCCAGGGCAGAGGCCUACGGCUGGCUUGUCAACUUCGACAAAAGCCAUCUCCAACCAACCCAACGCCUACUACAUCUAGGGGUAAUGUUGGACACCCUGCAGGUAAUGGUCUUCUUGGCUCCAGAUCGCAUCACUGCCAUCACAAGCAUCGCAAGGUCCCUGAUGCAACAAACAUCCGCAGACGUCAUGGUUCUCGCCAGAGCGCUCGGGAUGUUUAUAUCUACAAUCCACAUUGUGCCAUGGGCUCGAGCCCACACUCGGCCCCUUCAAUGGAUUCUGUUGCCUUUUCAAAAAGACAUUGCCAGCUCCAACCAUCGCAAAGUUCGUUUGAGCCCCGCACUGCGCCUCUCCUUCCGCUGGUGGACCAAGGUUCAACACCUCUCCAAGGGCACGUCGUUCAGAGAACCCCGCAGAACUGUUGUAACCACAGAUGCCAGCCUCAUAGGUUGGGGAGCCCACUGCAACUCCCAGUACAUUCAGGGGGUUUGGUCCAAUGCAGAGCAAUCCCAAAGCAUCAACUGGCUGGAACUAAAGGCUGUCCACUUAGCUCUAUGUCAUUUUCAGUCUCUGUUCCCUUUGCAUCAUGUGCUCAUUCGAACAGACAACACGUGUGUAAAAUCACAUUUGAACAGACAGGGGGGCACCAGGUCUCGUCCUCUGCAGGACUUAGCCUCCCUUAUCUUUGUCUGGGCAGAACAACAUCUACAAUCCCUGAAAGCAGAACACCUCAGAGGGAUUUGGAAUGUGACAGCAGACUGGCUCAGCAGACAACAGGUCUUUCCGGGAGAAUGGAAACUCCAUCCAGCCAUUUUCCAUCGUCUCCAGUGUCGGUUCGGCGCCCUCUCAGUCGACCUGUUUGCUUCCAGUCGCAAUUGCCAGCUUCCCAGGUACUUUGCCCGAUACCUGGACUCAACAGCAGAAGCAGUGGAUGCUCUGACAACACCGUGGCCAGACGGUCUAUUGUACGCCUUUCCUCCCAUACCAUUGUUAGCCAAAACCUUGAGGAAGGCGCGAACCGAAAGGGCACAGCUGGUUCUGAUAGCACCAUUUUGGCCACGCCGACCGUGGUUCUCAGAUCUUCUGGCAAUGUCGAUGAUGGAUCCUUGGACACUUCCAGUAAGGCCAGACCUUCUAUCCCAGGGGCCAGUACUGCACCAGGACCCUACUUGGUUCAAUCUAACAGCGUGGCGUUUGAACGGGGACAUUUGAGGUCAGCUGGACUGUCUGACGCUGUGAUUGAUAUUAUUUUGGCCUCGAGAAGACCAUCUACCACCCGUAUUUAUCAACAUACCUGGGUGGCUUUCUCCAAUUGGUGUCAGUCCCACCACCAUGAUCCAUCCCAGGCCACUGUGCAUCAGGUGCUCCAAUUUCUCCAUAGCGGCUUUAUGAUGGGACUUCGACCCAACACUCUACGUCGACAUGCGUCCACUCUGUCGUCCAUUCUCUCAGUGUCCUCUCCUGGAGAUCAUAUUUCCUCAUAUCCGUUCAUCAAACGUUUUUUGAGGGGAGUCGCCCUACGCUCUCCGGCUGUUGUCCAUCGGUUUCCCUCAUGGAGUUUGCUGAAGGUUCUGCAGGCUUUGCAACGUCCUCCGUUUGAACCCAUCAGGAUUGUGCCUCUUCGUAUACUGUCCUUCAAGGUCUUGUUCCUGAUCGCAAUCACAUCUGCCAGACGAGUUUCGGAGUUGGGCGCAUUGUCUUCUGCUCGCCAUCUCUGCGUCUUCCAUAAGGACUCUGUUGUACUGAAGACUGAUCCUUCCUUCCGUCCCAAGGUUGAUUCAGUGUUCCAUUGCAACCAGGACAUUGUUUUGCCUUCCUUUUGCCCGAAUCCUACCCAUCCUCUCGAGAAGGCUUGGCAUUCGUUGGAUGUCCGGAGGGCUCUCAAGACCUACCUGUCUAGGACCCAGGAUAUACGACGAACUGAGUCUCUGUUUGUAUCCUUUCAUCCAAGGUCUAUGGGGCAUAAAGUUUCCAAUCCUACCUUAUCCCGUUGGUUAAGGGCAUGUAUUACUUUAGCAUAUGAGUCUCUGAAGCUGUCAGUUCCAGCUAGUAUAACGGCUCAUUCUACCAGGUCAGCUGCCACUUCGGCUGCUUUUGCCACUAAUGCUCCUGUUGCUGAUAUUUGUAGGGCUGCAGUCUGGUCUACCCCACACUCGUUUAUAAGGCAUUAUAAAAUUGAUUGUUAUGCAUCUGCUGACGCAUCUUUCGGCAGACGAGUGUUGCAACAGGUUCUUAAUGAGGAUUAACACGUGGGUGGUCCCUCCCUGUAUGGGCUGCUGGGGUACAUCCCGUUGGGAUGGCCGGACUCAUAGGGAAAAUGGACCAUUGGUCUCACCUGAAGGGUGAUUGUCCUAUGAGGACGGACAUCACGACCCUCCCAGUUGGAGGAUGACUAUAUAUUUUCUAAUGUAUUAUAUGUUACUGUUACGCUAUUAUAUUUAAAUUUAAGAGUGAAGUCAAGACUUCUAGUUCUGUUAUACCGCUAUGUUGGAGUCAUAUCACUAUGCAUGGUACUAUUGUGUUAUUUUCCUGCUGCCAGGCCGGUUGGCCUUGUUCUUGUAUUUUUAGAUAUUUCUCCUUAGACUCGCUGCGAAUGAACUGGAGAGUGGGAGGGGCCUGACGCCCCUAGUCUUGACUUCAAAGACAUUCUUGCCUUCGCACGAUAGGUGGAGCUAAAACCGUUGUGAUGUCCGUCCUCAUAGGAAAAUCACCCUUCAGGUGAGACCAAUGGUCCAAUCUUGCUAAUAUUGAAUUGCUUCAUUAGAUAGCAAAAUAAUAUAUAUUAUGCAUCAUUCAUUCAGUUAUUCAGUCAUUGCAUUUCUAAAUUGCCCUUCCUCCCAAAGGAGCUUAGGGUGAUGUUCAAAAUACAUAUGAUAAAAAAGACAUUACAGUAACCAACAUACUUUAAAAUAUUUAUAAAAUUCAGAACCCUUAAACACACCAAAACCAUCUACAGCUAUUAGGUAUUAAAACGACCUAACCUCCGUUUAUAAAAGCCUGAGUAAACAAAAACAUAUUCAACUGAUUCUGAACGUAACACAAGGAGCAAAACAUAUCUCCAAGAGGAGGGCAUUUCAGAGUUGGAAGCCCUUGUCACAUGUCCCCAUACUAUGAAUCCUUUGGAGGGGCACAAGCUGACCUUAAUGAUUAACUUGGGUUGUAUUGUGGAAGGUACUCCUACAGAUACAGUUUAUAGGCCUCAAACCAUUUAGGGUCUUAGAUGCCAUUACUAGCACCUUGAAUCAGCCCUGAUAGCACACUGACUGGCUGCCCCACUUUAAUAAGCAGGCAGCUUAAUUUUGCACUAGUUGCAGCUUCCAGACAGCCUGCAAGGACAGCCCCAGAUAUAAUGCGUCACAGUAAUCUGAAAGCAAAGUCACUGGAGCAUGGAUUACUGAUGCCAGACUAUCUAAAUGCAGGAAUUGCCAUAUCUGGUGAACCAACUGUAGCUGGAAAUAGGCACUGUUUUUCUUCAGAAAAGAUUUCUAUACUCCAGUAAAAUCUUUCAAAAUUCUGCUGGGUUAUUUGUGCAGUUCAUAUGUAUUGGUAAUGCAUGUUUGUAUUUUGAAUUACAUUGACAAAUGCUUAUAGAGUUUAUGUGGUAGUAAGCAUUAUGUUACCAAAAUAUUUCAUCUUCAAAGAUUAAGUAAUAGAGGAACCAGUUGGGGUGGUUUUCCCCACAUGGCUGCUUAACAACUUCCUUUUGUUUCAGCUGAAGCUUAAUGCAGGUUCUAUUGAAGUGGGUUUAUUUUGCUUACUUGGCUUGGAACAAAUAGCCUUUUAAUAACAUGUAGAAAGCUAUUAAAAUACCCCACACAGAUGCAGUAAAAUCAGUAUCUCCCCCCCCCCCAAAAUCAGGCAACUUCACAGUCUCUUUGAGGCUGAAGUAAUGUUCUCAGAAUUUCAGUGGAUUGGUCAACAGAAAGUUGCUACCUCUUCCUAAGGACAAAGAAAAUUCUAACUGAAAUAGUGCCUUUAUGCCGUUAGUCGCCUGUUUUUGUUCUAAUUGCAGAGAAAGGAAGACUAAUAUUUCUGUGUUCAACCAUUUUGUACAUUUAAACAGUAUUUUAUGUUUUGUUUCAUUAGAAUAUUAAGUGAAGUGAGCCUAACAUGACGUGGGUGCUGCAGAAAUUGAAAUAUAACUGCCUACAAUCUGAUAUCGUAGGGAAGCAGCCCCUGAAAAUAUUUUAGCCAUGUAAUUUAUUUAAGUACUGUGGUGCUUUGUCACCCACCCACUUCCCACUAACUUCCCCAGAAUCUCAUAGCUCUGAGACAAGACUGAAGAAGGUUUUUCAUAUGCUGGACUUUGACAUUCUUCUGCUAAGAAGACCUCACCCAUCCUGUCCCAAGUGUAUUUUUGUCAAAACAUAGCAACAAUGCAACACAUGUUUUUACGUGCUCGCUUAGAACUACCUCCAGAUAUCUUGGUUAUGAUUAAAGACAAGAUUGUUUUUAGUUACAACUGGAGUGCUUUGUCAGUCCUUUAUAAAACAGAUAGUAGUUAGUUACUUU